ACGUAGCACUGACUCUAUAGUACUGGACGGCACACCGCACACUUUUUCUUCACGCGUCUGCUUUCAGCCCGAGAUUUGUUACACGAGUCACUGCAAUGACGGACGUGAAAGUAGCUGAGACAGAUGACCCUUACAUGUUUCCUUACAAAGGGUGCAAUUUUCCAAAAAAUGCAACUUCUCCGGAGUACUUAGAGACCCUGGAGGACUUCGAAAUACGAGACAGCGACGUUUUCCUGGUGACUUAUCCGAAAUCUGGAACUGUAUGGACCCAACAAAUCCUCAUUUUGAUGUUUGCAAAUGAUAACAGUGGGGACUACAAGUCAAACUUUGAACGAAUGCCUUGGAUUGAGAUCCAAGUACCGGAUCUUGAUGUAAUGAAUCGUCCGUCGCCCCGUCUCUUUUCUUCUCAUUUGCCUUACUAUCUGGCACCAAAGGGUUUGAAAGAAAAAAAGGGUAAAGUGAUUUAUGUCUUACGUAAUCCGAAAGAUACAAUGGUGUCCUACUUUCAUUUUUCCAAGAUGAUGUUGACAUUGAAAACAGAGAAUAACAUCGACGACCUUUUGGAGAAUUACUUAAGUGGAGAUAUGGUUUAUGGCUCCUGGUUUGAACAUGUUAAAGGCUGGUUCACCCACAAGGAUCAACUUAACUGCCUAUUUUUAUCCUAUGAAGAAAUGGUUAAGGAUCUCCACAGUGCAGUCGUGAAGAUCAGCAAAUUCAUGGGCAAGGACCUUGAUGAUGCCACCAUUGACAUGAUUGUGGAAAAGUCCACUUUCAAAAACAUGAAGAAUGACCCCAAAGCAAAUUACGAAUUUUUUCCGGAUGAUGUUACUGACAAGAAACAAGGACACUUCCUCAGAAAAGGAAAGGUUGGGGACUGGAAAAACACAUUAACUGUGGCUCAAAAUGAACGUUUCAAUGAAGUAUUUCAAGCAAAGAUGAAAAAUGUACCUCUCGAGAUAAUCUGGGAACUUUAAACAAGAACCAUAAUGGUUGAAACCCGAUAUACAGCAAGUAUUACAUAACGCACACUCACUGAUAUGUACAGUGAAUUAUGGACACCCUAAGGUAAAGGGAGAAAAAGAAAUUCUCAUAUUAUUAGUGCUGGAAAAACCUCUGUAUUGACAAUAAAAAUUGUAUGAUUUUUACUGCAUACAAUAUCUAAUGAUUUAAGCAUUUGUGAAAGCUGUUCUUAAGCAAAUUAAUAUAAUAAUAUUCAUCUAUUGGAAUGUAUUUUGGAAUGCAUGUAAUAAUACAAACUGCAUUGCAUUUUUCAUUCCAACAGA
Messenger RNA from Polypterus senegalus (gray bichir), 1283 nucleotides. RefSeq names its product amine sulfotransferase-like. Bases 96 to 974 code for a protein of 292 amino acids. Gene Ontology annotation, biological process: sulfation. NCBI's taxonomy places the organism in Eukaryota, Metazoa, Chordata, Cladistia, Polypteriformes, Polypteridae. The transcript is spliced from 6 exons. Gene Ontology annotation, cellular component: cytoplasm. Gene Ontology annotation, molecular function: sulfotransferase activity. The record is from RefSeq and is a predicted model, not a curated record.